Messenger RNA from Boleophthalmus pectinirostris (great blue-spotted mudskipper), 1849 nucleotides. It is a transcript of the gene alkbh5, whose product is annotated as alkB homolog 5, RNA demethylase. The record is from RefSeq and is a predicted model, not a curated record. Lineage: Eukaryota; Metazoa; Chordata; Actinopteri; Gobiiformes; Gobiidae. Gene Ontology annotation, cellular component: nucleus. Gene Ontology annotation, molecular function: oxidative RNA demethylase activity. Gene Ontology annotation, biological process: mRNA processing; mRNA export from nucleus. The coding region runs from base 345 to 1412 and encodes 355 amino acids. The transcript has 6 exons.
GCGCGCGUGUCUGUUAGGUUCCACGCGUUUAUUUUCAGCCUGUGGAUCGGCUCGCUCUUUUCUCUUUCUGGGAUUCUUGGGACUCAUAUUUGGAAAUAUCGAUACUUCUGUGCAGUUAUGUGAGAUCAACGCGACGCAAACGUUUGGGUGACGCGGCGUUUCGGAGUUUGUGGUGACGUGACAUGGUGCUGCGUGAUCUGUGGGCUUUUCCACACGCACAGCCAGGCUAGUGCUAGUGCAGCUAACACCUGAACCCGAGCCCUGUGCCCGCUCUGUGCCCGCUGUGCCCGUCACACCGGAGACUCGGGGACGUCUUUAUUCACAAGACCCUACGUUCUUCUGACAUGGCAGCCAGUGGCUACUCCGACCUGCGAGAGAAGCUCAAGUCCAUGACCCCACACCGCGACGAGCACAAGAACAAGAGCGCGGAGCGGAGCAGCGACAGCGGCGCACGCAGAGGCCGCAAACGCAAACACCGCCACUCUGACUCCGACGACUACGACCACAGCGAUGACAGCAGUGAGAGCCGGGAGCAAGAGGCCCGCCGCGUCCACAGCAGCGUCCAACAGAGGAGCAUCUUCAGCCCCGAGGAGUGCCGGCACAUAGAGGACAAGAUUGAUGAGGUGGUAGCUAACGCGGAGGCGGGCUUGUACCGGGAGCACACUGUGGACAGGGCACCUCUACGUAACAAGUACUUCUUCGGGGAGGGCUACACAUACGGGGCCCAGCUGGAGAAGCGCGGCCCGGGACAGGAGCGGCUCUACCAGAAAGGCCAGGUGGACGACAUCCCUCAGUGGGUGCACGAGCUGGUCAUCAAGAGGCUGGUGUCGUCGGGGGUGAUCCCAGAGGGCUUCGUCAACAGCGCGGUCAUCAACGACUACCAGCCGGGCGGGUGCAUCGUGUCGCACGUGGACCCCCUGCACAUUUUUGCCCGGCCCAUCGUCUCCGUGUCCUUCUUCAGCGACAGCGCUCUGUGCUUCGGCUGCCGCUUCCAGUUCAAGCCCAUCCGUGUGUCUGAGCCAGUGUACGUGCUGCCGGUGCGGAGAGGCAGCGUCACAGUGCUCAGUGGGUACGCAGCAGAUGACAUCACUCACUGUAUUCGACCUCAGGACAUCAAGCAGCGUCGCGCCGUCAUCAUCCUGAGAAAGACCAGACCAGACGCUCCUCGGCUGGACUCGGACAAUUCUCCUCCUGAGAGACCUGUGCCGCUCAAAGCCAAGCGCUCCCACCGCAGAGCCGACCCGGACGCUGCCCACAGACCCAGAGUUCUAGAGAUGGACAAGGAAGAGAACCGACGACCGUCCCAGUGGCGCCCCCUGCGGCACAGCUCCGAAAACUACAGGAGGAGCAGCCACGACUCAGACAAACGCAGAGAGAGCCCCAGGCGUAAAGUCAAGAUCAGGCGUCACUGAACUCUCCUGUCCUCCAUGUACACUUAUAAAUAUAUCCUCUCUCCUUUUACAAGAUGGAGCUUUUGUUUUGUCACAAAGCUGAAUAUAAGUUGUAUAUUUAGUUAGCCCAAAAUAACUUCAUUUAAGCUGCAUAUGCUUAAAAGUCCUAUAAAUUGUAUUUUUUGUAUCCAGAUGUACAGAUAGGCUAAAAAAUUGGUUGUACAUAGAUAAUGUACUGCAGACUAACUUGUACAGAGUUGUAUAGUGUUGAAUUGAGGCGUGAAUGCAGUGGGCUCUUCCCUUUACUGUGCCGUGGCUGCACUGACCUGAAGUCUUCUGGACUGUGAAGACACUACAGAGGCGAGCAUUUUCAUUUGUGGACAGCUUUAUUUCAUACUAAGUGGCCUAAACGCAUGAGACACUAGCCGUUUGGUAAUAAACCCAAAACUGAAGUAUUA